AUGCCUGAUGACGGCUAUUACAAAGGUGGUCGCUUUACAUUUUCAUUCACCAUUGGACCAGAGUAUCCGUAUGUACCACCCAAAGUUAAAUGUACACAAAAGAUCUACCAUCCAAACAUCGAUCUUGAAGGCAACGUUUGUUUGAAUAUUUUGAGAGAAGACUGGAAUCCGGUAUUAUCCAUUACAUCGGUCAUUUUGGGCAUAGUUUUUCUCUUCUCAAACCCAAAUCCAUAUGAUCCUUUGAACAAAGAAGCAGCUGAUGUACUCAAAUCGAAUGCAAGCACAUUCGAAGAUCAUGUGCAAAAAACAAUGGCUGGUGGAACGUUAAAUGGAAUUCACUUCGAUUGUGUGCUCAUUCAAUAA
Rotaria sp. Silwood1 is the source of this 363-nucleotide messenger RNA. The record is from the annotation of a GenBank genome assembly. NCBI's taxonomy places the organism in Eukaryota, Metazoa, Rotifera, Eurotatoria, Philodinida, Philodinidae.